Fraxinus pennsylvanica is the source of this 1149-nucleotide messenger RNA. The record is from the annotation of a GenBank genome assembly. Lineage: Eukaryota; Viridiplantae; Streptophyta; Magnoliopsida; Lamiales; Oleaceae.
AUGUCACAUUCCGCCACCGCUUCGCCUACGCUCUCCACCACCACCUCCCCCAAUCAUUCCCCCUCUCUCCAUCACCCCACCGAUUCCAUGUCUGACGACGAGAACGACGGAGCUCCUCCAUCUCCUCCUCUGCCAGUCACUACAAAAACCGAGUCUUUAUCGGAGACUCCGAAAUCGGAGGGUCACACUUCCGCCCGGACCCCGACGCUCCCCGUCAGGGAGGAUUGCUGGUCGGAAGAGGCGACUCGGACGCUGAUUGAGGCGUGGGGGUCCCACUACCUGGGGCUUAACCGUGGGAACCUCCGGCAAAAGCACUGGCAGGAGGUGGCCGACGCCGUCAACGCCCUCCACGCCCACACCAAGAAGCUCCACCGCACCGACGUCCAGUGCAAGAAUCGCGUUGACACCGUCAAGAAGAAGUACAAGAUCGAGAAGACUAAGGUCGUUCAAUCCAACGGCCGAUACGCCUCCACGUGGCCUCACUUCGACAGCCUCGACUCCCUCAUCGGAGAUACCUUCUCGAAAGCUAAUAGUGUCCCUAGCAAUGGCCAUAAGAAAAACCUCCGUCGAAGAGUUUCUCUAUCUCCGGAAGUUUCUACCUCGCCGCCGCCGGCGAAGACAAAGAUGACCGAGUACCGGAAAAGAUCGCCGGAGUCGAUUACUCAUCUGCCCAAGGUGCCAUGGUCGGUGCCGGUGGGGCCAAGGUCAAAGCGGCCCUUGAAUGGGAAUUUGACCGAGAGGAAUUUCUCUGUGAUGGCCGCGGCAGCAGCAGCAGUCGAGGCCAAAGAAGAGGAGGAAGAUGAAGAUGAUGAGGAUGAAACAUGGCUCAGGCAGCUGCCGGUUGUGGGGAGGAAAAAGCGGAGGCUGGUUGAGGAGGCAGAGGGGUCCGUAUGCGACGGGUAUGGGAGGUUAGCCAAGGCCAUAUCGAGGCUAGGGGAUAUAUACGAGAAAGUGGAGUCGGCCAAGCAGAGGCAGAUUGUGGAGUUGGAGAAGCAAAGAAUGCAGUUUUCCAAGGAUUUGGAGAUUCAGAGAAUGAAAAUUUUCAUGGAUUCCCAGGUUCAGGUUGAGAAACUGAAGCGCAUGAAGAACCAUUCACGAAAUUGUACAGUCUGGCAAGCCCCGACCGAUCAUUUUGGAAAUUACCAGUAG